ACGCGAGAAAGCACCAUACAUUACCCUAAAGAUUGGUAGCUUGCAGAACGGAUAAAAAUUAGGUAAUAAAUUCUAAUGUKGCCAUUCCCAGUCCCUCUCGGUUACCAAUUUCUCAGAACAGCAGUUCGGCGACUYUUUGGUCCGACUGUCUUUUGUCAUAUACUCUAUCUACUGUUUUUUAAGCAUUUUUCAGCAGAACGUUAGUGGAAAAAGAGACUUGYUAACACGAUGGAUUUUACCACUGGGAAGACAUGGAUCGAGUUAAAUCAACUGAUCGAUGAGUAUUUCCAGUGCCUUUAUCUUGGAAUUGAAGAAAACCAAUUUGGGAUAAUGCACUGGUUGACUGAUUUUAUAUCGAGUGGCAAAGCAAACUGGAGUGGAAGUAUCCCAGAAAAUACAUUUGUACAUCCUGAAAUAAGAAAUGCCUUCGAGGCAGAUGUCCUUGAAACGGUUGCACACAUCCCCUAUGAUAUUCUCAAACACUCAUUAGAGAACGUCCAUGACGAGCCAGGUUACUGCAGACUUCGUUUAGACGAACCCAUCGCCAGCUUACUUGGCGGUACACAGCUUGAAGUAAAAGAAAUCAAACGAGGUCAUCAGUCUACUCUGUAUAUUACUCCAGACCCAAUAUUCUUUGAGGAUGGAGAACCAAUCCCUAAUGUCUAUUCUUCGURGUUGCCAAACAACCGUUCCGCUCGUAUUAUAGUUCAGAGUCUUUUCGACACAUUACACCUCCGAGAAAUAGUCGAGUCCUUCCAGAAAACGCGUCAUGGACCCGUUAUGAACGUGGAGCUUGGAGUACCUUUUAAGGCAAAAGAUGUGAUACCUCAACACCCAAAGAAAACACUUUACAAAUUCUUAGAAAACCUUAGCGUCAGAAUCCUCGACAAUCUGAAUGAUGGAAACGAGCAAACUUCAAGAGAAUCAAUUGAUCACAAACAAAAAAACAACAAAAUUGAUUUGUCCUUUAAAUUAAGUAUGGAUAUUUGCCCAGCGAUACAAUGUAGCGGAUGGCCGAUUYAAGCGGAAGCCUUCUUCUCUCGAACAAGAAAAUGGCCAGACGAAGCCUUACUGCACCAAAUAAAGAAAGAGGGUUUUCACCUUGUUUACAAGCCACUUGAACUUCAUUCAAGCAAGUCUGUAGAAUGGCGAUUCUCUUUUUCAAAGGCAGAAUACAUCUUGAUGAAAAAUAUGGACGCUUUCAAAAUCAAAUGCUAUCGCAUUUUGAAAACCAUUUAUUACUCUGAGCUUACGAUGCCAAACAUUUUGUGUUCGUAUCARUUAAAGAACAUCUUUCUAUGGGCCUGUGAGAGAAUUCCARCGGAGUUUUGGGUUGAUCUCAACUUGUCACAGAUUAUCAUGGGAUUGCUCGAUGAUCUGKUCGAUUGCCUGGCAACGAAGACAUGUCGUCACUUCUUUAUUCCUGAAAACAAUCUGUUUUCSCAUGUGCACGGGGAUUUCCUUGACCGCAUGGRCGGAUUGGUGUCCAAGAUACGAAGGCAUCCAGAAAGGUUUUUUCUUUUGAUCAACAAAACAGCAAAAUCACAUCUUUCAGGUACAAAUGACAACGAUGAUAACAACGCAUGUAAAACUGUAUCAGACUGUGAUAUUGAACUCGACUAGAUGAUUCGAUAUCAAUAAAUAAGGAAUUUUAAGGUGAUUUCGACGAUGCAUGAUGUCAUAGGCUAUAGGUUGCUGUGUGAUGUCCCAGAAUGCUAUCUGAUCCUUCAGAUMUUUUGAUUGCCUUGAGUUCGAUGGCAUCAGGGACAAUUUGUAGGAUAUUUUUAACAUUUGGUGAGAAUGACUAGCUCUUGCAUUAUGGACGCCAAACAUGGACAUACCAAGURGCUCUUUCCGAGUUGUCUCAUCUGAAUUGUCACUACCGUAGUAACAAACUCGGAUGAAACAACUUGGAAAGGACAAUUGGGAUAUUUCAACGUUUCUUGUCCAUAGUGUCUUGAGAUAGAGAAAAUUCGAAAGAGUCAACUCGGAUGUUUCCACCUGUCACAUAGAGGUAUUGAUUGUAACUCGCAUAUUUUAGAGAAAUACUCUGACGGAGUACGCGUGCCUUUCAUAACGGAUUGGCGCAAUAUAAUGCCUUUAAAACGACUUAGAGCACUACCACUGUCAGAGACCUGCAGAGCGAACUCUAAUUUGUCUAGUUUCCUGAAAAAUCCUACAAAUGGAAUUCAUAGGACACAAGACGAUAGCGUUCGUGAAUUCCUGGCUCUAGCCGGAAAGCUUAGAUCAACUCGUGAAGAAAACGUAYAACUAAAAUCCUGUAAGGUUUAACCACUCAAGACACUUAUAAAAGCUAGAUUUUAAAGGUUGUUUGUUGGUGAUAUUCGAAGCUCACGAUUGUGWAUUAAAUCUACAAUAAAUAUAUGCAAAUCAAAAUAAAAUUUUGAUAUACAUAUUUUUUCGUGUUAUCAUGCAUAGCAGCCCAUAAAUCAAAAAAUACAAUAAAAAAGCAGUUG
Molecule: messenger RNA, 2477 nt
Organism: Exaiptasia diaphana
Lineage: Eukaryota; Metazoa; Cnidaria; Anthozoa; Actiniaria; Aiptasiidae
Product: protein MB21D2
Exons: 3
Coding region: 229-1623 (464 amino acids)
Source: RefSeq, a predicted model, not a curated record